AUGCUUAAAAAUAAGCAAGAAGAAAUGUUGGCACAAUUUCAGUCUCGCACUACAAUAUUUAAUCCUGAUAAAUGUAUAAAUAUUCUUGAACAAUUUCGAUGGAAUUGUUUGGAAGCCAUUAAUUAUGUACUUGAAAAUGUUGAUUCUGUUAAACAGAAACCACCGAUUGUCGUUCACAAUGUUAUUCAGUCGUCUCUUGGUUUUGAUCAAUCACUCAUUCCAAAUGACUGUCUAAAUGAAUUGGAAGGUGUUCGUCAUUUUGAAAGAACUUUUCAAGAUCGUCAUGCAGAUGUUAACCGAUGGCCAAUAUGGUUUAAAGCAUCACUUGAAAAUGUUAUUAAUCAAUCACAUGGUCCAUUUGCUAUUUUUCUCAACCAUGAUAAAUCUACUUUUGCUACAACAUUUUCUCGUCAAAUUCUCUGCUCACCAUCUAUUUUAAAUGUUCUUCAUAACUAUAAAUGUAUUCUAUGGCCAUGGGAUAUUACCAAUCCAUUGAAUAAACAACGACUUAUCGAACGAAGUGGACGUGUUCGACAAGUUCUUCUUGAAUGUCUUUCAUAUUUUCAUGAUGUUGACAAUUAUCCAUUAUUACUUUUGCUUAGUAGCCAAAAAGAUCGAAUGAUACUCCUUGAUAUUAUCAAUGGAAAUUGGGAUUUGGAUCAAACACGAGCUUGUCUCGAACGUACAUUAAAUCCAGUUCACGAACAAUGCAUUAUACCAAUCAAUGAAACAACAUCACUAUCACCAGGUUGGGUUGGUGGUCGUACAGCAGGUAAUAUUCACCGUCGUCCUGCCUUCAUAACAACAUUUCGUUUAAGUCGGCCUCUUCGAACUAUUCAACGUCCACAUUAUAUAUCAUUUUAUCAUAAAAACGAAGAUACAAAGCAAAAAGUCGUUACAAUGGAAGAAGUUAAACAAUGGUUAAAUAAAAAAGAUAACACUAUCUGUACCUAUAGUGCUAGUGCAGUGGAAUCUCCUCGAUGUCAUCAAACACUUCCAGCCAAUAUUCAUGUAGAAAUCUCAUCAUCGAAAACGAUCGUUUCUCCUAGUCCAUCGUUAUCUAUUUCGAUGAAAAGUCAGAAUCCAAUUAUAUACAUGUCACGACGUCGAGCUGGAUGGGCUCCAUUAUCCAAUCGUUGA
Messenger RNA from Rotaria socialis, 1140 nucleotides. Lineage: Eukaryota; Metazoa; Rotifera; Eurotatoria; Philodinida; Philodinidae. The record is from the annotation of a GenBank genome assembly.